AUGCAAUCAAAUGGUAAACAUAAUCAUCUCGUUCAACUAGAACAAAUCGGAGUUAAACUUUUUCAAGAAGCUCUUAAAGUACGUGUUAUCAAUGAAACAACACCGAUUUCGAAGAUAUUAUAUGAUGAAGAGAUGGUUAAAGCUCAUUUAUCACCAGAAACUCUUGCAAAUGUACCACUGGUUUCCAGUAUAAAUUCUGCAUUGAAUCGAACACGACGAAAACGUACACCAGUUCUUCCAACGUCUUGUUCAUUUGAUAUUAUUCCUGAUUUAUAA
This is a messenger RNA of Adineta ricciae, 276 nucleotides long. The record is from the annotation of a GenBank genome assembly. Lineage: Eukaryota; Metazoa; Rotifera; Eurotatoria; Adinetida; Adinetidae.